GUGUGAAUGAUCAAACACAUUAUGUACCUAUUACGAUUUAUUUCACAUGGAGCAGGCGAGAAGUAAAAUCCAAAAAAAAAAAAAACCUCUGUCAACUUUUUUUCCUUUCUAGGCAAGUUCACAUGCAUCGAGGUACGUUUUCACCUGGAAAGACAGAUGGGCUACUACCUGAUCCAGAUGUAUAUUCCCAGCCUGCUCAUCGUCAUCCUCUCUUGGGUCUCCUUCUGGAUCAACAUGGAUGCCGCUCCUGCCCGUGUCGCCCUGGGAAUCACUACAGUGCUCACAAUGACAACUCAGAGCUCUGGAUCCAGGACGUCUUUACCUAAGGUGUCCUACGUGAAAGCUAUUGACAUCUGGAUGGCUGUGUGCUUGCUAUUUGUCUUUUCUGCCCUGUUGGAGUAUGCUGCAGUCAACUUUGUUUCACGGCAACACAAGGAACUCUUACGAUUCCGACGGAGAAGGAAGAAGUCUGGAAAGACUUUCGAUCAAACAUUUGAUGAGGAGCUUACCGAGUCAUUGCGUCAUAUCAAUGGCCUACGCAGUGCCGAGCCUGUUUACGGAUCAAUGAACCAACUCGACGAAUCCAAUGACUGGGAGGAGGAUGUACGGGAGAGCAGGUUGAGCUUUCCCAACGCAGGGAAAGACGGGGCUGUGCCCAAAGCUGCAAACAAUGCGGCCCCAACACCCUCUGACCCAACCCUUGCUGCCAGCAAGAGUCAUGAGGAGAUGAGAAAACUCUUCAUCGACCGAGCCAAGAAGAUCGACACUGUGUCCCGUGCCGGAUUCCCACUGGCUUUCUUGUUUUUCAAUAUUUUCUAUUGGGUUCUGUACAAAAUCCUACGCCAUGAGGAUGUGCACAAGAAAUAGAUGGAACAUGGCGUGAUGCAGCUUGGGAAGUAUACUGUAAGUAACACAGUAAAGCUGCAUCAAAGAACUCUAAUGCUAUUACUGCCGUUCCUGCCAUGCUCUAUGCUGAAUUCUGAAAAUUACUAUGAAAAACUGUGAUAUCAAGGACCAGUGGUUACUUUCAAUAGUUUGUUUUGUGUUGUGCACCCAUUCAAGGACACUUGCGCUCGCUCACUAUGCAAUGGAUCCGUAAGGCCUCUGACCCACCUGUCCUUUAACAAACUACAAUAAAAGUGACAGAACUUCCUCACAUCUGCUUAACACAGGAGCACAGUCCGACACCGAUUACAGUCCAUAUAGAGACAGAUGUGUGUGUCUUGCCACUGGUUUUGUCAACUCUUACAGCUUUACUGCCAAUGUUCUACAGUAUGUUGUAUUUUUGAUACACAGCUAUUGAAAAAUGGCAAGUAUAUAUUUGUCCUGACCUGAUUGUUGACCAGCUCUAGAAACCAGCAUCCAGGCCAAAAACAUUCUGAGCUAAGUCUCAAGAAUGACCCUGAACCAGCAGAGAAGAUUAUUCUGUUUACAGCUAUGAACACCUUCACAUUAACUGCUUCAAGAAAACAUAUUUCCAAAACUUUAAUGGGUAGUGUACUUUCAGUACCAUAGACUAUAAUUGAAACCAUUCUACAAGUCCAACUGUUUUUUUUUUUUUUCCUCAAACAAAAGCAUUGUUUGAGAAAACCAUUUUAAAUCACUUCAAGCUAAUGAUGCCACUGCAAAAUAAUGCGACUGGGAGUGAAUUCUGUCAGACAUGUGUUGCAAAUUCGUGAAUGGAGAAAAGAGGUGAACCAGGGUCUCAGCCUUUGUGUUUUCUGAGAAUACUCAAAAAUAAGUGCAAACAAAUUCUCUCGUAAUUAAUAAAAUAUCAACGCAUUCUCAUCCUUUAACGCAGAGAUGCCCAAACUAGGGCCCGCGGGCCAAAGGUGGCCCGUGUUGAUUUGGCCCGCCAUACCGUCCGGGGAGAGGGGAUUUCUUUAAAAUGCAAAACUUUACAAAUAAAACUGCAUUAGUUAAUCAGAUUGAAGUUGUUUUAUAUUUAUUUGAAAUAUUAUAAAAUAAAUAAACCCAUAGCAACUUUAAUGUAAUACCGUUUGAUUUAUGAUGCAAAAUUUACUUUUGGCCCACGGCCCACAAUCAAGUUUGAUUUUUGGCCCUUCGUAGGAAAAAUUUUGGGCACCCCUGCUUUAACAUCAUAUAGAACGCUAUAUGCAAAAACGGCGCUAUACUACGCACAUGGCACCCGUUAUCGUUAAUAUAACACGCGCU
This is a messenger RNA of Pimephales promelas (fathead minnow), 2175 nucleotides long. NCBI's taxonomy places the organism in Eukaryota, Metazoa, Chordata, Actinopteri, Cypriniformes, Leuciscidae. The record is from RefSeq and is a predicted model, not a curated record.